AUGCCUUUUGGCCUCUGUAACGCCCCGGGCACCUUCCAGAGAUGCAUGAUGAGCAUUUUCUCAUACCUAUUGGAGGACUGCAUUGAGAUUUUCAUGGACGAUUUUACUAUCUAUGGGGAUGAUUUUGAUCAAGGGCUGCAUAGUCUGAACAAGGUAUUGGAAAGAUGCCGCCAGAAGGACUUGGUUCUGAAUUUCGAGAAAUGCAAUUUUAUGGUUACCGAAGGAAUAGUCUUGGGCCACAUAGUGUCAAGCAGAGGGAUCGAGGUCGACCCAGCAAAGAUAGCGGUCAUUGCAAAACUUCCAUAUCCUACCAACCAGAAGGAGAUCAGAGCCUUUCUGGGGCACGCUGGGUUCUAUAGAAGAUUCAUAAAAGAUUUCGCAAAGAUAGCCCAGCCACUAACACGACUUCUUCAGAACGAGGUCGAGUUUGAGUUCUCAGAUGCUUGCAAAGCCGCGUUCCAAUUUCUAAAAGAUCGAUUGAUAAGCUCUCCAAUAAUACGUGCCCCCGACUGGAAUCACCCCUUUGAGGACAAUGAAGAAGCAAUUCCAGACGCUUUCCCUGAAGAGCAUCUCUGCCUGAUCGAGUCAUCACCUGAAUGUCGGUGGAUCAACCAAGCGGAGGGAGUUGAUCAAGGCAACCAGAGAAGCACGGGACAGAACAUGAGAAAUGAGCCAUGGUUCGCGGACAUGGCCAACUACUUAGUAACGGGCGAGUUACCUAGAAGUGAUGAGAUUACAAGAGCACAGAAGCUAAAGCUUAAAAGCGAUUCCCGAUACUUCUAUUGGGACGAUCCUUACCUAUGGAAAAUGGGGGCAGAUCAAGUAAUCCGACGAUGCAUUCCAGAGUGGGAACAGGAAGAUGUGAUGAUCCACUGCCACGCACUGGCUUGCGGUGGGCACUUUGGACCGAAGAAAACAGCAUGGAAAAUACUUGAUAGCGAGUUUUACUGGCCUUCCAUCCAUAGAGAGGCUUAUGAGUUCUGCAAGAAGUGCCCUCGAUGCCAACUUACUGGAGGGAUAUCUACUAGAGACGAGAUGCCUCAAAACCCCAUUAUUGUCUGUGAAAUAUUUGAUGUAUGGGGAAUGGACUUUAUGGGACCCUUUCCCGCGUCUGAAGGCAAUCUCUAUAUACUAGUGGCAGUGGACUAUGUGUCCAAAUGGAUCGAGGCAAAGGCAACUAGGACGUGUGAGUCCAGAGAAGUAGCGAAGUUCUUGAAAUCAAACAUAUUUACCCGAUACGGGGUACCACGGGCUAUCAUCUUUGACCAAGGAACUCAUUUCGUAAACAGAACUAUCGAAGCCUUGAUGCGGAAGUAUGGAGUCCACCACCGCCUAUCCACACCUUAUCACCCGCAAUACAAUGGUAAGGCUGAGGUUUCUAAUAGAGAGAUAAAGGCUAUCCUAGAGAAGACAGUCAAUCCCACGAGGAAGGACUGA
Salvia splendens (bonfire salvia) is the source of this 1437-nucleotide messenger RNA. RefSeq lists its product as uncharacterized. NCBI's taxonomy places the organism in Eukaryota, Viridiplantae, Streptophyta, Magnoliopsida, Lamiales, Lamiaceae. Gene Ontology annotation, biological process: DNA integration. Gene Ontology annotation, molecular function: nucleic acid binding. Bases 1 to 1437 code for a protein of 478 amino acids. The record is from RefSeq and is a predicted model, not a curated record. The transcript has 2 exons.